This is a messenger RNA of Tupaia belangeri chinensis (Chinese tree shrew), 1824 nucleotides long. RefSeq names its product transmembrane and coiled-coil domains 5A (gene TMCO5A). The coding region runs from base 617 to 1531 and encodes 304 amino acids. The transcript has 11 exons. The record is from RefSeq and is a predicted model, not a curated record. Lineage: Eukaryota; Metazoa; Chordata; Mammalia; Scandentia; Tupaiidae.
GGUUCCAGUGGGAGAGAGAUUAGACUCUUCAGAAGCUAAUUGACCAGGGCAGGAUCAGGAAGACAAUAUACAUCAGAAGGGAGGUAGAGUUUGUAGAAGAAAUAGAAGAGAGGAAACUAAGGAGCAGAGAGAUAGAAUUUAUUCCUGCUUGGUUUUCUGAGCUUUCUUCAAUACUGAGGAUCUUAAUAUCUUGAAAUUCACACAGAGGCCAGGCUAGAGAACAGAGAGUACUUUAAGGGGCAGUUACACACCUACAUCCAUGCCCAUGAGAACAUUGCCUACGGCAAUGGGGGACUUGAGAAAAACUGUUAACAUCUACUUAUAAUUAUCUUGUAUAAAACUUGUGUUGGUAAACCAUCUCUGAUAUAUCUGCUAGUGGGAGAUAUAUUGAAUUCUCCAGCAUUAUCCCUAUAUCCUCAUUGAAGCAUUAAUCAGACCAUGGGCAGAAGAAUCAGGAGGCUGAGUUUUGUCGAGGUGAAAUAUGCAGAUUGGAGAAAGAAAACCAGUUACUUAAUUUGGUUUCUAUUUUCUGAGACUCUUAACUAGUUUAUGCUUCCUGAAUGAGCCCAUUUUCCUGGAUCAUAAGAUAUAUCUCUGCUGGCAUUUUAGGAAAUCUAUGAUGGAAGAAAGCAAGAAAGAUCAGCUAGAUUACGAGUCAGAGAAAAUGGAAAUCUUAAGAUUGGCCCAGUCAAAGAGGAACAUUAUCAGUUUGAACAUGGACCUUGAAAGGGAUAUGCAGAGAAUAGAUGAAGCAAAUCAAGAACUUCUUCUCAAAAUCCAAGAGAAAGAAGAUGAGAUUCAAAGGCUGGAAAGUGAAAUCACUCAGACUGGAGACUUGACAGAAGAUGAGGAGUGGGAAAAAGACAACUAUGCCACGAUGGAAAGGGAACAAGCCUUGCAGGAGCUAGAAGAAGAAACAGGCAGACUUGAAAGGAAGAAUGAGACACUGGUCCACAGUAUAACAGAACUUCAAAAGAAGCUUACAAAGAAAUCACAAAAAAUAACCAAGUGUGAACAAGGCAAUCUGGAUGGAACCCCAGAAGAGUCAAAGGUUAAGUUACAACAGCUGGAAGCUCUGUGCGCAGACCAAGAGCAGGAGCUGGUGAAGGUAAUGGAGGAACAUGCAUUUGUGACCCAGCUCUGUGAAGAUCAAGCCCUCUGCAUCAAGAAGUACCAGGAAACUCUGAGGAAAAUAGAAGAAGAGCUAGAGACUCGGUUCCUUGAGAGAGAAGUAUCAAAAGUUCUGAGCAUGAACUCUAGGGGAAAAGGAUACAGUAGUCAAAAUAAUGAGAAUAAUUCUGUCCCGAGGAAGGCAACACUGUUUGGUAAAGGGAUUUUUCGCUAUCUCUUUUUCAUCAUCCUGUUUUUCAUCAGACUCCUGGGUUAUAUAUUUUUCCAUGUAAGUUUUAUAAAUCCAGAUCUCCUUGUCAACGUACUGCCCAAGAUACUGAGCAGGGGCAUCUUAUGGAAGCUAAGGUGCUUCCUCUUUCCAUCUCUCACACUUGAGACAGAGGAUAUGUUACCUCACUGAGGCCCAAGAAAUAUUCGUAAGCAACAGAAGGCAAUGGGAUUUGAACCUGAAGAUGGGAGAUAGUGAAACCUGUGGAGGAAAGAGGCUUUCUGCCAAUUUUCCCUUGAGGUUCGCCUACUUGACUAUCUUCUCUCUCCCUGUUAUCUUUCCAUGAUUAACCUUGCCCAGUAAAGAGCUUUGUCAAUAGGUUUUUGUGCUAUAUGAGUAAGAUGAAUAGAAGGUGAAAGCAAAUGAACAUGAACGUCUUAAAAUAAUCAGAAGUAAAGCAAAGUUAGAGUUGAUCAAGCUUUCUA